Molecule: messenger RNA, 1073 nt
Organism: Helobdella robusta
Lineage: Eukaryota; Metazoa; Annelida; Clitellata; Rhynchobdellida; Glossiphoniidae
Exons: 3
Coding region: 217-876 (219 amino acids)
Source: RefSeq, a predicted model, not a curated record
AUUAAUUUGAUACUCGCUGAUGACCUGUCAAAGUUUUUUAGAAUAAAGCUUCUUCAUUAAAAUAAGCGCUAGAAAAAACAGCUUAGAACAUUCUGCAUACAUAAUAUUUAAUUAUUAUUUAUUUCAUUUAUUAUUUAUUUGGCGCUUAAUAUUCAUUAGCCUAGAAGUUAGUUUCAUGAUAGCCGUUUCGUUGAAUUAAAUACAGCUGAUAAUACGAUGAAGCCCUUCCACUUGCUGGUAACCCUGGUCGUCCUCUGCUACCCCCUCGUGCUCGGCUCCGCUUACGAACCUCUGCAAACUUCCUCGCUCACAUCCAGCCAAACUGCUUACUUGCAGCAACCACACAAAGUCGCCACUGAAGACAAAGACAUCCAUGAAGAAAAAAGCAUAAACGAUUUAAUUCGACGAAGACGCAACGUGGCAGAGGUGGCCAGUUUGAAGUCGUUGGAUGGUGGCGACGAUGACGACUACAGCAGCAGCGUCCCUGACGACGUCACAAAACGCAGAUGGGAUAAAAAUUCAAUGAAUGUUUGGGGCAAGAGAUCGGGUGACGAAUUUUCUGACGUGAACAAGCGACAGUGGGGUACGAGAUCUAUGAAUGUGUGGGGCAAGAGGACUGCCCUCCUCGGUUACGACCAACCUCAGGCAAUCGAUGAAGAUAGUCAAAAUGAAGACACCUAUCCUUACGUGCUGCUGGGAGACGACGCACUGACGAGGAGGAAGCCGCUGAUGAACCCGGAAGAGGACAGGGAAGAGAAGGGGGUCGUCAGGGGCAAGAAGUCGUACUGGAUCAAGCAAAUGCCAGUGAAGUUGACCAGACCGAGAGAUGAGAUGAAGAGGAGAUGGAAGGAGAACACGAUGAAUGUCUGGGGUUGAGAAUGCCUCGUCAACUGACAGCAUACCAACAUGAAUUAGUCAAAUGUUUAUUAAUAAUUAAUAUUUGGUUGUAAGAUAUUUCGAGAAGCUACUCAUUUCCAAGUCGUAAAACAAUGUUUUUCAUAUAAAAAAUUAUUGACAGCAUGUGAAAAAAACGUGCAAAAAUUAACUUUAUAAAAUAAAAUUUUAGAGUUGCA